GUAGAUCUGACCCUGACCUAGCUUUUCAUCCAUCCUGACUUUUAAAGCCUAACAGUUAUCUAUGCUGGACAUGUCGAAUCUUCCAGACUUCCAGAUUACAAGAUAUAAAAACAUUCAAGAAGACUAUUAAACUGACUAGAUCGAGUGCAGUCAAGUAGCCAGAAUACUGCCCAUUGGACGCUAUUAAGAACCUUGAACGGUACCAAAACAUCAAGGAGUGAGCUCCGUAUGAGGUUUUCUCAGGUGUUUACAUCUAAUGUCAGAGCUGUUAUUAUUGGACCUCCUGGUUCAGGAAAGGCUACCAUCUCUUUGCGUUUACAGAAAGACUUUGCUUUGAAAUAUAUCUGCUGUGGCGAUAUGCUAAGAAACCAUGUUGCUUUAAAAACAGAUAUUGGGAAGCAGUUUAGUCACUAAAAUGAUGAUUGCUGAGUGUCAGAGUUAUGCAAGCGAUAACUUACUCAUUGAUGGAUUUCCGAGAACUAUGAUACAAGCUGAAGACGUUCAAAAACAACUUCCUGUCAGCUGUGUUCUUUGCUUAGAUGUACCCUUUGAAGAAAUCAUAAAUAGAAUCAGUGGGAGAUACACUCAUGUCCCAAGUGGUAGGACGUACAAUGAUAAUUUUAACCCUCCAAAGCGCAAAGGAUUUGAUGAUGUGACUGGAGAACCUCUAACACGCAGAGAUGAUGAUGACCUGAUAACUGUUCGUAAACGUUUGGAUGUUUAUCAACUUUCUACUUUACCAUUGCUUGAUUAUUACGGGUGUUACUUCAUUGAACCGAUCCCUGAAGGGACGCAGCUCGACUGCCAAAAAUGCUAUCAGACGGGUCUAAAAUUGAAUCAAUUUUUUAAUGCUGAUGAUCAAUAGAAAUACUCAAUUUUUAUAGAAUUGAAGUUCAUUUUUAUUCUUAUUUAAACUGUGUUUUUAAAACCUGUCUGUACUACUUAUAUAUACUUAUUUACUU
Schistosoma mattheei is the source of this 962-nucleotide messenger RNA. NCBI's taxonomy places the organism in Eukaryota, Metazoa, Platyhelminthes, Trematoda, Strigeidida, Schistosomatidae. The record is from the annotation of a GenBank genome assembly.